CGCCCCGCCUCCUCCCGGGCUCCCGGCGGCGGCGAUCCCGACUCUCCUGCGGCUGCCGCAGCUGCCGGUUGCACACGGCCUGGGCGGCGGGCGCGGGCCUGGGGAGCGGCGGCCCGGCGCGCGGCCCCGGCGGGCACCCCUUGGAGGGCGGCGGAGGAAGCUCCGGGAGGCGGCGGCCGCGGCAGCGAGACCAUUCGGCCUCUUCGGCCCCUCGCAGCCUUUCUUUCGCCCUCUCCGCUCGCACUCGGGACCGCCGCCUCGGCUUUGUGCGCGGAGAUGGUGUAGCCCCCUGGCCGCCCCAGCAAGCCGCCGGCCACUUGUCCUCGGUCUCCCAGCCGCGUCCCCGCCCCUGGAGGACGGACCCCCCUGAAUUCGGCGCCUCCCGCGUCUCCCGGCUGCUGGGGAAGCCUCGGCGCCGCCGGCACCAUGAGUUAGAAAUAAAGCUGCUACGAAUGUUAACUUGGAUAGUUCGUGAUACUCAUGAAGGAAGCCGUGUUAGUCAUCCUGGGGUGCCAUAACAAAAUACCACCGGCCGAGUGGCUUAGACCACAGAAACUGAUUUUGUCAAAGGUCUGGAGGCUGGAAGUCUGAGAUCACCGUGCCAGAUGGUUGGGUUCAGCGAACAGAGUAUCUGUCAGGCAAGAGCUGCCGUGAUGGUUUAUGAUGAUGCCAAUAAGAAGUGGGUGCCAGCGGGCGGCUCGACCGGCUUCAGCAGGGUCCACAUCUACCACCACACGGGCAACAACACGUUCCGAGUGGUGGGCAGGAAGAUCCAGGACCACCAGGUGGUGAUAAAUUGUGCCAUUCCUAAAGGGUUGAAGUACAAUCAAGCUACACAGACCUUCCACCAGUGGCGAGAUGCUAGACAGGUGUAUGGUCUCAACUUUGGCAGCAAAGAGGAUGCCAACGUCUUUGCGAGUGCCAUGAUGCACGCCUUAGAAGUGCUGAACUCACAGGAAACAGGGCCAACAUUGACUAGACAAAAUUCACAGCUACCUGCCCAAGUUCAAAAUGGCCCAUCACAAGAAGAAUUGGAAAUUCAAAGAAGGCAACUUCAGGAACAGCAGCGGCAGAAGGAGCUGGAGCGGGAAAGGCUGGAGAGAGAAAGGAUGGAGAGGGAGAGGCUGGAGCGGGAGAGGCUGGAGCGGGAGCGCCUGGAACAGGAGCAGCUGGAGAGAGAGAGGCAGGAGCGGGAGCGGCAAGAGCGCCUGGAGCGCGAGCGGGAGCGGCUGGAGCGCGAGCGCCAGGACCAGCUCGAGAGGGAGCAGCUGGAGUGGGAGCAGGAGCGGAGAAUGGCCGCCGCCGCGCCACCUUCCGACAGCUCCCCGUAUAGCUCUCCACCUCCCGAGUAUGCCGGUGGCCAGCCUCCUCCGGCACCUCCUCCAUCACACGCUAAAGUCAUCUCCGCUGCUGUGCCAGAGGCUACUCCUGAUUAUGCCGUAGUGACCGCUUUGCCACCUCCUUCCACACCCCCUACACCACCACUGCGGCACUCGGCGACGCGUUUCGCAGCCUCCCUAGGGUCAGCCUUCCACCCUGUCCUUCCCCAUUACGCUGCAGCUCCUCGUCCUCCGAACAAAACCUCUCGGCCUUCUUCUCCUGUGAACACACCCUCUUCCCAGCCUCCAGCUGCGAAGCCCUGUGCCUGGUCUACUUCCAGUUUCUCGCCCCUCCCUCCCUCCCCCCCAGUAAUGAUUAGCAGCCCCCCAGGCAGAGCUGCUGGGCCCAGGCCUGUCCUCCCUGUCUGUGUUUCUUCUCCUGUGCCCCAAAUGCCUCCGUCACCGACGGCACCCGACGGGCUGCUUGACUCUGUCCUACACCCAGUGUCUCCGCCGCCUACCUCAGGGCCAGCGCCGCCACCGCCGCCGCCGCCACCGCCUCCCCUCACACCACUGUCACACUGUGGACCUCAAGCUUCUCCUCCUCCGAGCACCCCUGUUGCCUCAACUCCCUCAUCCAAGCCUAGUGUUCUCCCUUCUCCCUCUGCAGCUGCCCCUGCCUCUGUGGAGACUCCUCUAAACUCUCUGCUGGGAGACUCCUCUGCUUCUGAGCCAGGCUUGCAGGCAGCCUCUCAGCCGGCCGAGACUGCAGCCCCACCGGGCAUGGUCUUGGGACCACCCGCACCUCCGCCCCCCCCUCCACUCCCACCUGGUCCUGCCCAGGCUUCAGGGGCGCUUCCUCCUCCCCCAGGACCACCUCCUCCUCCUCCACUUCCAUCCUCAGGGCCUCCCCCGCCCCCUCCCCCACCCCCUCUCCCCAACCAGGUCCCCCCUCCUCCCCCGCCUCCCGCUCCUCCCCUCCCGGCUUCUGGAUUUUUUGCGGGACCUAUGUCAGAAGAUAAUCGCCCCUUGACCGGACUGGCGGCUGCAAUUGCUGGAGCGAAACUUAGGAAAGUGUCACGGGUGGAGGAUGGCUCUUUCCCCAGUGGGGGCAGUGCCGCUGGCUCGAACGCGGCCUCGUCCAAAGCAGACGCGGGCCGUGGAAAUGGGCCCCUUUCCCUGGGGGGCAGCGGUUUAAUGGAGGAAAUGAGUGCCCUUCUGGCCCGGAGGAGAAGAAUUGCUGAAAAGGGAUCAACAGUAGAAUCGGAGCAAAGAGAGGACAAAAAUGAAGAUUCAGAGCCCAUAACUUCUAAGGCCUCUUCAACAAGUACGCCUGAACCAACGAGGAAACCGUGGGAAAGAACAAAUACGAUGAAUGGCAGCAAGUCACCUGUUAUCUCCAGACGGGAUUCUCCAAGGAAAAGUCAGAUGGUUUUUGACAACAGACCCUAUGAUUCAUUACACAGACCAAAAUCCGCACCCUCGUCACAGCCCAGUGCCAACGGAGUCCAGACGGAGGGACUGGACUACGACCGGUUAAAGCAGGACAUUUUAGAUGAAAUGAGAAAAGAAUUAACGAAGCUAAAAGAAGAGCUCAUUGAUGCCAUCAGGCAGGAACUGAACAAGUCGAAUACCGCAUAGAGAAGCAAAUGAAGGGGAGAUAGGACUUUACUCUGGAGAAAGGAGAACACAUCUAUAGACAACAACUGUCAGCGACAACACACCCUGCGUUUUGCUGGAAGAAGAUGGAGACAGUUGGAAGGAGGAAAACACCCACAUGCUUGGAAAAUCUUCAGACGUGAUUACUCUGGCGAUAAGCCAUUUCCCUUCCAGUUUGCUGCUGUUUUCUGACCUUUUCAACAGGAUGGAAGAGUCGGUCGCAUACGAGUUCCUGGAACGGUUGUACAGAAAGAAAACGCUGAUGAGCCCGUCUGGCAAGAUCGCUGUGCAUUGAAAUAUUUUCAUGUCAAGAUAAACUCUCUCAUUUUCCACAAUCCAUUGCUAAAAUAAAGAGGAGAAAGGCGUAAGUUUUUUCCAGAGCGUGCUGAUGAAGAAGAGUUCAGCGAGUUACGCUGUCGUAUUGUAAAUGUUUCUCUCAGGUCUGUCUUCCUAUCAUUUUAUUCCAUGACUAUUGGGAUGAGCCCUGUGUAGGUGAAGAUCGUCAGAUCUGGAACAGAUGGGAUGGUUACGUGCUUUCAGAGGGUGAUAUUUAUGAGAACGUGUCCUAAGAAAGAUUUCGUCUGGCUUGAGGAAUGUUAGAACGAUAGGAAGUCUCUUGAGUUAGCCUUCAUGCAGUUUUGUAGAGUACAACAGAAAAUUCGUCCAGAAUGUAAAGAUUUAGAUGCCUUCCUAAAUCGUUACAACGCUUUACCAAAUCUCUGACUCCUUACAUAACACAAACCGGUGGUCAAAUGUAAAACAAUAUAUUGUAGAUUUACUAUAGGUUUUCGACCUUUUUUAGAUUUAUGCAUGUGGACAUUUUUAUAAUAUAAUUACUACCACCACAAAAUUAGCUUUUUUAAUUGCAGGCAGUAAUGCAUGUCACAGUAAACACGUAGCGGCCUUUCCAAGGCCUGGUCCCAGGGAAGACAUUUUGUAGCAUAUCGGGGAGUGGGGGGAAGGGACGGAAUAAUUUUUUAUUUAAAGCUAAUUUCUGCACUACCUUUUUUUUCUCAAUUCCCUGCAUGAAAAAUGACGAGAACUAUUUUGUGGCUUUAAUUGGUAAAUAUGUUAACAGAACCAAGUACUUAAUCUCUGACAUGUCUUCAGCUCUUUGUAUCUGAACGUCUGUCAUUUCAAUGGUCUGAAACAUGAUUCGGCGCUUCAACCGAAGCGUGUCUUCCUGUGGGACUCAGCCGUGUGGUCCCCGAGUCUGGCCGUGACGAUGACCCAGGUGCCCUGCGGGCGCGCAGGUGGUCUGGCACAGGCCGCUGGCUGCCGGGCUGCUGUUGAAUUUCGUUGCGUUGAAUUACUAGGACAAACAGUGAGGGGCAGCGGUCAAGGUCACAGAGGUCGUUCAGUAAGGGGAAACCAGUGAGGAGCCCUGCAUUGUUUCUCUUUUAGUAAAGUGAGACUUGGGUGGUGGGAACGAGGAAGUGGAUGCUCUGCUUACCACUGUGUGUGCGUGUUGGUGCGUGCACACCCGUGUGUGCGCCGUCCACUCCCUUUUCUUUGAAAUUUGUAAGAUUAAAAUUGGGGGAAAAUCCUGUCUAUUGGGAUGAUAGUUUUUGUUUAUUUUUUAAUUUAGGAUAUCAGAAAAUCUCCAGGCUCUCCAUUUUGAUUCAUGCUUGAGUUGUUAUGUGCCAUAUUUGCUUUGAAAUCUUUGAUUAUUGGAAGUUUUACUAAAAUUUUGAAGAAAUCCCCCAUUUUCACUUGCCUUCUGCUGAUAAGCCAGAGCGAGUUGACAGCACAGUGUCCUAAAUGCUGCCGAACCGCAGCACGGCCAUGGCAGAGGGGUUCGAGUGAGGGGAUUCGUUUUCCUGGUCAACACAGUUCCUGUUUCUGUAGAAGCUUCGUUUGCAGGGUGACCUGUGACGGACGAGCUCUCAGCCAGGUCUCCGGUUCUUCUUCCUGUCAACUCUUCACCGUCUGCAGUAGUAGGAAAGGCAUUGUCAACAUGCAACAAGCUCGUGAAGUAAUAGGAGGCAUUUCCAGCCUUUAUUAUUGUACUUUUGGUUGUGUAAACACUCAUGAUACCAACGUGUGUGUCCCCUAUCAGUCUGGUCAGAAGUAACUUUUGACUUUGUUAAGUUCAGCAGCUUACAGGAGGAAGAGGACUCGGUGCAAGUGGUCCAAAGUGAGACGAAAGACCACAAUAAAACGCGGGGUCUGAAAAGGAAGCUGGUUUAUGCACUAAACGUUUUGUGCCUUGGUCUAAUAUUACCACGAUGUCUGUGUAAAAUGACGAAAAAGAACCAGUGUUAAGUCAUGUGCAUUUUCCAUCGUUCCGCAUCCCCCCAGAUUGCGCAGUGUGUCCUCUCCUCACAGUGGUGGACUCACUGUGCGCAUCUCCUGCCCCGCGUGGCAGCCGUCACUGUUAGAGAUUUCAGUGAUUAAACACGAGACACGGAAGCCGAAGUGACUGUCCUCACCCGGACUGUGUGAGCGCUGCAUGGCGAUGGUGGUUUCUUGUCCUCCAUGGGAUGUCUGAUGUGGUUUCGGGGACCCUUUCUGACCACAGGAGGGUACUUCUGUCCUCAACACUGUGACCCGACCUGUGACAAACCUGUGCUGUUCACUAUGUCAAUGGCUAACAAGUCAACUGCAAACCAACUGAAUGUACAAACCUCAGUGCUGGUGCUGAAAUCUCUGCAGCAGAGUCACCCCGAUUUCCGAGUUUGUUUCGAAAUUCGCGAGCAUCAAGUGUCAAUCAAAACCGAGGCUGAAACACUAAUGAAUGUCGACUGCUCACGCGUUAGGUGUCCUUGUUAGAGUUUUCGGUUCUCGGCUGUUUCCACUGUACUGUUUCAUUGACAUUUUCCUCCACGCUGACUCCGUUUGUGCGAUUGAAAUAAAAUUGCAGUAUAUA
This is a messenger RNA of Artibeus jamaicensis (Jamaican fruit-eating bat), 5847 nucleotides long. It is a transcript of the gene ENAH, whose product is annotated as ENAH actin regulator. Gene Ontology annotation, biological process: axon guidance; actin polymerization-dependent cell motility; intracellular transport. The record is from RefSeq and is a predicted model, not a curated record. Bases 606 to 2960 code for a protein of 784 amino acids. Gene Ontology annotation, molecular function: SH3 domain binding; profilin binding. NCBI's taxonomy places the organism in Eukaryota, Metazoa, Chordata, Mammalia, Chiroptera, Phyllostomidae. The transcript is spliced from 16 exons.